CUCUCUCUUUUUUUUUUUAUCCAUCAUAUUUAAAGCGUUUUAAUUUUUUUAUUUUUUUAUUUUUAAUCACUGAUUGUUGGUCAUCUGUAAAUAAUUCACAUAAUAUCACCCAUUCUACACGCUCCCAAUCAUGGAGACUGACCACUUGAUGACAAUCAAACAUGCCAAAAGCAGAGCGAUACCUUACACAGAAGCACCGGUCCUAGCUCCCAUUCCUACAUCAAGGGCGAGAAAAGUCAGGGAGGAAAGCUCGGACGAAGAAGAAAUUGGCUUCGUGCCGCAUAACCGAGGCAAUAAACUCAAACGUAAACCCAACCCAACUACAGGAGGUUGUAGGCUCCACAUUCCUGACUUGCGUGGAAUUAACAGCAACUACAGCAACAAUAACAAUCCAAAAUCUUUGGACGAUAAUACCAAUGAGGAAGAGAUUCGAUCCAACUUUAGACGCUCCCUCGCUGCCUCAGGAGUAGUAGUAGGGACAGGACCGGGACCAGGAUCAGGAUUAGGAGCAGGAGCAGGAACAUCCUCCAUCAUGAACGGCAUAUUAGGAACAACUAUACAACCAGGAUCUAAAUUAGCUGCUGCCAUCAGUAAACGUGAAGUGAUCCAAAUUCGACCCACGUCAAGUUCAUCCUAUGGUGUAGAUGAGAACGGUCAUGCAGAAGAUGCGCUCUCGGAUGAUGAAAACCCCUAUGCGGGUAUCAAAAUCAAUGAACUCUUAUCGCCUCUUGAAUCCUCAACCGAAAUUUUACAAAGACCUCAAUUGAGAAAAAUCUUUCAGAGUCCUCAGCUACAGAUCAUGGCUGUUCAUGCCAUGGCCAUGAUUGAACGCGAGAAGGCUGUCAACAAAAUGAUGAGUCGUGUGGCCUUGAUCCUCCAAGGAGACGAUCCACUUUAUCCACAAUUAGGCUACGGUAUGGGCGAGGGUUGCUCCACGGCUCUAAGGGGAAUGCCAGACCAAGCAGAAUUUAUUAAUGGAAACAAGGAGUGGAAGAAGAACGGAGAGGAUCGGGAACAGGUCCAAAAGACUCUUUCUCUACUUAUGGAAAAUAUCAACUGCAGUAACCAAUAUAUUGAUCUGUUGAACGAGAGUCGAGAUGCGGUCAAUCAUGUUUCUAAGCAAAAGAAGCGAUUAUGGAAAAAACUCAAGGAAAAGCGUGAACGAAUGCGGCGUCGAAUGCAUCCCAAGACCACACGGGACCACUAGUAUUUUAAAAUGAAAGUUAGAUGAAAUAAAAAAAUAAAGUAAAAAAGAAG
Messenger RNA from Lobosporangium transversale, 1257 nucleotides. Its product is annotated as RXT2-like protein. Bases 131 to 1207 code for a protein of 358 amino acids. Gene Ontology annotation, biological process: negative regulation of silent mating-type cassette heterochromatin formation; negative regulation of rDNA heterochromatin formation. The transcript has 4 exons. The record is from RefSeq and is a predicted model, not a curated record. Gene Ontology annotation, cellular component: Rpd3L complex; cytosol. Lineage: Eukaryota; Fungi; Mortierellomycota; Mortierellomycetes; Mortierellales; Mortierellaceae.